GUCUUCGAACCUAAAGCCCACACAAAACUCUCAAACUAUUAUUAUCCAUAUAAAUACUAAUCUCUUCACCAUCUUUUAUACACAUCUAAUCAUCUCCUCUCCUUCUCCUCACAAUGGUUUCUGUAUCAGUUAAAAACAGAUCCAAAAUAAAAACUACAAUACUCAUUGCAUCUGAUGUAGCUUCAUGGUUGUGUGCUAUUAGCCUUAUGGCUCUUGUAUUGAUGAGUUCUGUUAAGGAAAACAACACUAGGAAUUGGGAAAAUUCUGUCGUCAGAGGAAAGCAGCUGGGCCUGUCUCAUAAUCGACCAUGCGAUGAAAUAUAUGUAGUUGGAGAAGGAGAAACAUUACAUACAAUCAGUGACAAGUGUGGUGAUCCUUAUAUUGUUGAAAGGAAUCCACAUAUUCAUGAUCCUGAUGAUGUUUUUCCUGGUCUUGUUAUCAAGAUUGUUCCUUCCAACCAUAACAAGUCAUUGAGAUAACCUUUUUGAUGGAAGAAUAUUUUGCCUUCCUCUUUUUUCUUCCUCAAAAAUAAAUGUGCUCUCUACAUGUAUAGGAAUAAACUUGAGCAUGAAUUAUUACUGAAAUUAAUACUGAAACAUAUAUAUAUAUAUAUAUAUAUAUAUAUAUAUAUAUAUAUAUAUAUAUAUAUAUAUAUGUGUUUUCCCUAUUUGAUCUUCAAAAUCUCAUGGAAAUGUUAAAAUUCUGUUUCUCCAUCCCAUGAUUAGCAACAUCAUAUAUAUUAUAAUGGCUUCUAUGCGCUCUCUCUCUUAAUACAUCAUCAUAAAACUAGUUUUAUGGUGUGUCUCUCACAACUGACAUCAGUUGUGUGAGACCUCUUUUUAUCUCACAAAUUUGUGGACCUAUAUCUUAC
Molecule: messenger RNA, 871 nt
Organism: Nicotiana attenuata
Lineage: Eukaryota; Viridiplantae; Streptophyta; Magnoliopsida; Solanales; Solanaceae
Exons: 1
Coding region: 114-479 (121 amino acids)
Source: RefSeq, a predicted model, not a curated record